CUACUGACCAAUUUGCCUCUCAAAAACCAAACAAAACAACACAACACAACAACGCUUUCUAAAAGGAUAAAACCCUCAAAAAUUCCCAAAUUCCCAUUUCCCACUCUCCCUUUUGCUUUCCUCUUAAUUACGCUACCUUAAUCUCCGAUGGUGAAAUCCGCGGCGGACCGCCAGGGAUCUUCGGUGGCGCCAUUUCUUAAGAAGUUGUACGAUAUGGUUGAUGAUGAUUCCACCAAUUCAAUCAUCUCUUGGACUUCUUCUAACGAUAGUUUUACCAUCUUGGAUAUUACCCAAUUCUCCCUUCACUUGCUUCCUAAGUACUUUAAGCAUAGCAAUUUCUCUAGCUUCAUGCGCCAGCUUAAUAUCUAUGGUUUUCGGAAAAUUGAUACUGAUUGCUGGGAAUUUGCAACUGAUGGAUUCGUUAAAGGACAAAAACAUCUGUUGAAGAGUAUCUACCGAAGGAAAAACAUCCAGGGCACAGAUCAGCGGAAAGCAUUGCAGCCUCAAGACAAUUCUGAAGGACAAGUUGAACUACCUGAUUAUUCAGGGCUGUGGAAGGAAGUUGAGAAUCUUAAAAUAGAUAAAAAUGCUGUAAUGCAGGAACUGGUUAAACUUAAGCAACACCAAGAAACUUCAGAGAACAAGUUGCUCCUAUUGAGAGAGCGCCUUCAAGGUAUGGAAAAGAAUCAACAGCAGAUGCUGUCAUUUUUAGUAAUGGCAGUGCAAAGCCCUGGAUUUUUGGUUCAGUUUCUUCAACCAAAAGAGAAGAGUUGGCGCAUGGCUGAUCCUAGCAACAUGCUCGAGCAAAUAUCAGAUGAUAAUCAAGUACCUUCAAAUGGUAUGAUAGUCAGGUAUCAACGACCAUUAGAUGAAUUGUCAACAACUCUACUUCCACCAGUGACGGGUCCGGGAAAACAACAAGAAUCUGAACCUUUUCCUGAUGGAAUGAAAGACUUUUUCCUUAAUUCUGACUUCAUGAAAGUGCUUAUGGAUGAAAAAGUGUGUUUAGACAAUCACAGUCAAUUUGUUCUUCCAGAUGUACAAGAUGUUGCAUGGGAGCAGCUUCUUCUAGCUAACCCUUUUUCUGGGAAUUCAGAAAAUGGUAGAAAAGUAGACCAUGAAAGGAGAUAUACAGACAGUGAGGACGAUGAACUGGAUAUGGAAACUAUCGAUACUCGAACUCAUGAAGAGAACUCCCAAGAUUUUGAACUUCUAAUCAGGCAAAUGGAGAAAUGUGAAGAUUUUGAGAUACAAACAAGGUUGGAUGAAUCUUAUAUUGAGAAUUCAAAUGAUGUUCAUCUUCUAACCCAACAGAUGGACCUUUUGGCAUCUGAUCGAGAAAUCCUCUAUGAAACACCAGACAAGAUGCGAACCCUUUAAAAGAAUGAUACAUUUUCGUUGGUUUUAUAAUAUACUUCAACAAUAUAAGCUCUCAAAGAUCAAUAUAUGUUUCUUUUUUCUCUUCACUAUCCACAUUGAGUAAUCAUGGUUGGCUAUGAAGUGAAGGUGAUUAAGCCGUAGCCAUUUCGAUGUCUUGAGAGCAGAGUAUUGCAUUCCAAACAGGUUUGUGGAAUUUCAGCCAUCUUUUUCUUGGUGCUACCACAAGGUAAUGCUUUUGUUUCAACUUUCAAGCAUUAUAUUUUGUGGGCCUUCAUGAAUUUUAAUCAACACAUAGUAUAUAGUAUCAAUUUUGUAGAAGUGGUUUCUCCAUUGCUUCUUGCCUGCCUUGCUCCAUAUGUUUUUCUAUAAAGCUAGGCAGACACUCCUCUUGUUAUGAUUGCUUGAUAUAAAGUUUGAUGCUCAGAAUCUCUUACAUGCGGUGCCCGUGUACACAUAUACCCAACACCCAAACUGAAUUUUGUUGGUUAUAAUAACAUACCACAAAUUAUAUUUGUUCUUUCUUCUUUA
Molecule: messenger RNA, 1908 nt
Organism: Cucumis melo (muskmelon)
Lineage: Eukaryota; Viridiplantae; Streptophyta; Magnoliopsida; Cucurbitales; Cucurbitaceae
Product: heat stress transcription factor A-8
Exons: 2
Coding region: 148-1380 (410 amino acids)
Biological process (GO): regulation of transcription by RNA polymerase II
Cellular component (GO): nucleus
Molecular function (GO): DNA-binding transcription factor activity; RNA polymerase II cis-regulatory region sequence-specific DNA binding
Source: RefSeq, a predicted model, not a curated record